Dalotia coriaria is the source of this 2984-nucleotide messenger RNA. RefSeq lists its product as uncharacterized. Lineage: Eukaryota; Metazoa; Arthropoda; Insecta; Coleoptera; Staphylinidae. The coding region runs from base 11 to 1495 and encodes 494 amino acids. The record is from RefSeq and is a predicted model, not a curated record. The transcript is spliced from 8 exons.
AUUCGUUACAAUGUCAUCUAAUUACUCAUUUGAGUCAUUUUCUUACGAAGAAGUCGUUGAAGAGGAAACUGUGAUCUCCGAAGAGACAGCCCAAGUAAACAUCGAAGAAGACUCUAUACAUUCAGGAGAAUCAAAGUUUAAGACUUAUACUUUUGAAGCAAAUGAAGGACGCAGCCCGAACGAAAUUCAGCAAUGCAUCGAUUUUUGGAAAUUUAUCGAAAGUCAUAAAGACCUAUAUCCGAAACAUGGUUUCAAGGUGACUGCUCCCACUGAUUGCAAAGCGAAACAAAAAGGUAGACAUACUGAAGAGUUAACAUGGACGGAAGUAUUGAAGUUGUUAAAGAGUAAAAAUCUUGAUAAAGUUGCAAAUCUUCCUACUGAUCCAAAAGAACUCUGUAAAAUCGAAACAUGUUACGAACAAUCACAACGAAAGAAAAUUAAAUCACCAUCACAACAACGAAAAUCACGUCUCGAUACAAUCAAGAGUGAAGACGACGAAGAUGAUGAUGUAGACGAUUUCCAAUUGGACGUUUUAAACGAUUACGAGCCAUAUAAAGUGACCUACGCUGAAGUUGAAUGCCAAACUGACCCGAUAGAAACAACCGAAAAUGAGGCGCAGACCGAUGAGACCGCCAGCGUAUUGGACCUACGAGAACGUUUCAAGGGGCUGGAUGAUUUACUAAAGGAAGUAGCAGGCGCCGAUCUGACGGGGUACUUCGACUGUAUUUGCGAUCCCCCAUGUGAAUGGUUGCCCUAUCCUACCUCAACAAGUUCCCCGCAACCUGUGAGAAAAUCCAAGCGUAGAAAGAAAGACAUAUGUACUUGCAGUUGUGGCGAAGCGAACUGUUUAUGCUCUAUAUGUGCGGAGAUUCUGAAAAGUAUCCAAAAUGCUAGAGAUAGUUUUGAACAAUUGAGUGAAUAUGAAAUCGAACAGUGUCCAUGCGUGGAGUUAAGCUGCGCUUGCUUGGAGGACUACCGCACGCUGUUGGAUGUAAAAUUAGAGAUUAAUCAAGCUGUCAGAGAGGCUGCGAAUGACCCUGAGGCGAAAUUCGGUUUACCUGUGAAAUGUAAAUGUUCUUGUGAGCAGAACAACUGUCCUUGUAAGAUUGUCAUGCAGCUCUUCAGUGAAUUAGACGAGCUAAUGGGCUACAAAGAAAAACCGUUAUUUUAUUAUGACGAAGAACUGGAACGCACAAUUGGGGUGGAUGUGUGUCGAUGUGAUGGUGAGAACGAUGACGAACAAUGCGCUUGUUUGAGUUUUUUCCGUCAACGAAUAAAAGAUAAAAUUGGUAUUAAUACAAACCAUUCACAGCAAAAUUUGCGUGGAAAAUCACCAGCAAAUGCAGAACCUGAUCAAGAUUGUCUCUGUGAGGAUCGUGAUUGUUUGAUGACUGCGUCGGUGUCAGAUGCAUCAAUACUCACUGAAAUUAAAAGUUAUAGUGACAUUUUAUUCCCUGCAGUCCCGCCAAAUUCAACUACAAGUCAACUGCAGUGAAAUUAACAACUUUUUUGAUUGAAUAUACAAUUUACAAAAGAGUUAAAGAUUUUGGCGGCAAAUUUUACAGCUUGAUGUGUAGGGCAGCCCAUUUUGUAGGUAACUACUGGCUGUGAUAUGAAAGAAAGCGACAUAUCACACCAGGAGUUCCUUCAAACCAGAAACCCUUUGUGAAGCAUUGUAAAAUUAAGCGCUUUUAAUGUGAAAUUAUGGCGAUGCUGACUGAUCGUGGGUCCCACGAAGAGUUGUCACUAAACAUUCUGCUUUGCUGAACCAGCUUUAUGAAUUACAAAAUACUCAUACAACUAGAUCACCAAAGAAGAAUAUGCAUGACGGUUUCUGGAACACGCAACUUGCAAGAACUUCAGUAGCAGAUGUGAGGUUAUGGCUGUGGAUGUUGUGCGGCUGGUGCGUUUUUUUCGCCCCGUUGCAGGCGAGUGUUCCAUCUAGUCACACGAUAAAAGCAUUGCAAAUAGACGCCAACACAAGCGUGCACCAGGCGAAAUGCGAACGUGGCAAAUGCAGGGCAGUAAUGCACAAAAAACUUACCACGUGUUUGCUGUGGACGGCAGCGGUGAAAGACGCGCGAGGCUAAUGCGAGUGGGAAACGGAAUGAGUGGCGCGUAAUGGAAGGAAGUGGCGCGCAAACCGUCGUUUGCUUGUGUGGUACCGACGCAUGCGUCAAGAGCACACAACAACACGAAGGGGCACGUUGUUACACGAACGAAGUAAACACAGUUCAUUUGCUUUCCAGUAGAUGUCCCUAAUAACAUCAGAUUAAUAUUAUGGUGACCUACGUGAAUGGCCGUAUAUAUAAGUGUCACUAGAGCCAAAAGUCUAAUGCGGUGAGCCGUUGAACUAAUUUCAAAACAGGCUCGAUAUUCAACGAUUAUUAAGCCUCGUGCUUAGUCGUAUUAAUCGCGUCGGUGAGUCGGUGCGUGUUUCUAUUGCCAGCCUCGGUUAUAUUUGAUUGGUGUUCAUCUUCCAUCGAAAUUGCUAAUAAGAAAUCAAUUUCAUUUUUACGCGCUUCGUGGUCCGUUGCAUUACGUCUCCGGAAAAUUGAAUUCGUUCAAUCGUUACUAUCCAGCAUCUACGGUAUGUGCGUACUGCAAACUGCGAGGGACAUGAGUUGGAGUUCGCCAUCGUUCCACAGGUGAAGAUUUUUUUUGACAACACUCGGUAUGUAAAUUUUCCUUUAUGCCCAGCCAAAAAUUGACAAUAUUUAUUGUUUUGGGGUGAUUUUCUUUUUGAAUUGAAGAUUUUCUUUCGAUAACACCCUGUAUAUAAUUUUCCACUGAUGUCAUGCGAAAACAGGGCACAAUUUACUAUUUUCUAGUGUUAUAUUUUGUAAUUUGAUAGCCAUGCAUAUGGCCGCUAUGCAGAUGAUAAACAUGCUUUAAAAUGACGUCACGUAUUUUGUAGGUAUUGAAAUUGCAAAUUCUAAAGUUAUAUUGUAUUUAGUUUGUUAAUAAAGAAAUGUUAAAGUCAA